GUUCGGGAUCGCGCGCAACGUAAGCGGCUCGGGACCGCGCCUGCCCUGUCAGUGUCGGGAACGUGCGGCAGGUGGUCACUUCGCUUUGGAUUCCCCUCCAGAUCCACUGGGACCCAAGUACCUGGCGUCAUGUUGUGGGCAGCCGGCGGGGUCGUGAGGAGAUUGUCUACCUCGGCGAUCUAUUACCAGAACAAGCUAAAUGUGGCUUUAAUAGGUCAGAGCCUAUUUGGGCAAGAGGUUUACACUAACCUGCAGAAACAAGGGCACAAGGUUGUGGGAGUGUUCACCGUCCCUGACCGGGAUGGGAAGGCUGAUCCACUGGCUGUUGCAGCAGAGAAGGAUGGGACACCAGUAUUUAAGUUUCCCAAGUGGAGGCUGAAGGGAAAACCUAUUGCAGAUGUUGUUGAGGCCUAUAGAUCAGUUGGAGCAGAACUAAAUGUGCUCCCAUUCUGCAGCCAGUUCAUUCCUAUGGAUGUUAUUAAUCACCCAAAGCAUGGAUCAAUAAUCUACCAUCCAUCACUGCUUCCACGACACAGAGGCGCUGCUGCUAUAAACUGGACUCUUAUUCAUGGAGAUAAGGUCGGAGGUUUCUCCAUCUUCUGGGCAGAUGAAGGCCUGGAUACUGGCCCAAUUCUUCUGCAGAGGCAAUGUGAUAUUGACCCGAAUGACACUGUUGACUCACUGUACAACCGUUUCCUGUACCCUGAAGGAAUUUCUGCAAUGGUAGAAGCUGUGCAUCUAAUUGCUGAAGGGAAGGCACCUCGAAUAAAUCAACCUGAAGAAGGAGCAUCUUAUGAAGGAAUUCAGAGGAAAGAAAAUGCAAUGAUUUCCUGGGAUCAGCCAGCUGAAGCCAUACACAACUGGAUUCGUGGCCACGAUAAAGUACCUGGAGCAUGGACUCUCCUUGAUGGACAAGCAGUCACCUUGUAUGGUUCCUCCAUGUAUAAAGGUGCAGUACCAUCAGGCCAGCCAUUGGAGAUCAGCGGUGCUAGCAAGCCUGGUCUAGUAACCAGCAAUGGACUGGUGCUCUUUGGCAAUGAUGGAAAUAUGCUGUUGGUUCGAAAUCUUCAGUUUGAGGAUGGAAAAAUGAUUCCUGCCUCCAAAUAUUUCUCCUCUGGUGAGACUGUCACUGUGGAACUGACUGAAGAAGAAAAGAAGGUUGCAGAGGAUAUAAAGGCUAUCUGGAAAUCAAUUUUGAGCAAUGUUGAAGCCAUUGAGGAUACCACCGAUUUCUUCAAAUCUGGAGCAGCUUCCAUGGAUGUUGUCAGGCUGGUUGAAGAAAUUAAACAAAAAUGCAAUGGCCUGCAGCUGCAAAAUGAAGAUGUCUACAUGGCAACGAAGUUCGAGGAUUUCAUCCAAAUGAUUGUGAGGAAACUGAGAGGAGAGGACAAAGAGGAAGAACUGGAAGUGGAUUAUGUUUUGAUGGAUGUAAAUGAUAUGACUGUGAAAAUGCCACACCAGUGCUUCAUCGAUGGCAGGUUUACAAACGCUGAGGAAGGGAAGACAUACAAUACCAUCAAUCCCACCAAUGGCUCUGUGAUCUGUGAGGUGUCAUAUUCAUCAGUUGCUGAUGUUGACAGAGCUGUGGCUGCAGCCAAAGAUGCCUUUGAAAAUGGACAGUGGGGAAAGAUGAAUGCAAGAGACAGAGGCAGAUUGUUGUACCAACUUGCAGAUCUGAUGGAGGAGCACCAGGAAGAACUGGCUACCAUUGAGGCCAUUGACUCAGGGGCUGUGUACACACUUGCUCUGAAGACGCAUGUUGGAAUGUCCAUUCAAACAUUCAGAUACUUUGCAGGAUGGUGUGAUAAGAUCCAGGGUUCUACAAUCCCCAUUAAUCAAGCUCGUCCCAAUCGUAAUUUAACAUAUACAAAGAAGGAGCCACUCGGAGUCUGUGCGAUCAUUAUUCCCUGGAAUUAUCCUCUUAUGAUGCUGGCAUGGAAGAGUGCUGCUUGUCUGGCAGCAGGCAACACUUUAGUGCUGAAACCGGCACAGGUGACUCCGCUGACUGCAUUGAAGUUUGCUGAAUUGGCAGCACGAGCUGGAAUACCGAAAGGAGUUAUCAAUAUUCUUCCUGGAUCAGGUGGCCUGGUUGGGCAGCGGCUGUCAGAACACCCGGAUGUUCGCAAACUGGGGUUCACAGGAUCAACUCCAAUUGGUAAACAGAUUAUGAAAAGCUGUGCUGUGAGUAAUCUGAAAAAGGUCUCUUUGGAGUUGGGUGGGAAAUCUCCACUCAUCAUCUUCAAUGACUGUGACCUUGACAAGGCUGUAAGAAUGGGUAUGGGUGCAGUAUAUUUCAAUAAGGGGGAAAACUGCAUUGCUGCUGGCCGUUUGUUUGUUGAAGAAUCUGUCCAUGAUGAAUUUGUUCGGCGAGUGGUUGAGGAGAUUAAGAAGAUGAAAAUCGGUGAUCCUUUAGACAGGUCAACAGAUCAUGGGCCACAAAACCAUAAAGCUCAUCUGGAAAAACUGUUGGAAUACUGUGAGAUUGGAGUGAAGGAAGGAGCGACACUGGUAUAUGGGGGAAAGUCUGUUUUGCACCCUGGUUUCUUCAUGGAACCGACAGUGUUCACUGAUGUGGAGGAUGACAUGUUCAUUGCGAAAGAAGAAUCAUUUGGACCAGUGAUGGUCAUUUCUAAGUUUCGAGAUGGAGAUGUUGAUGGAGUGUUGCAUCGAGCAAAUAAUACAGAGUUUGGUUUAGCGUCAGGGGUUUUCACACAGGACAUCGGAAAAGCGAUGUAUGUGAGCGAUGGACUCGAUGCUGGAACUGUAUUUAUCAACACAUAUAAUAAAACUGAUGUUGCUGCUCCCUUUGGGGGUUUUAAACAGUCUGGAUUUGGAAAAGAUCUGGGCGAGGAAGCUCUUCAUGAAUAUCUACGAACUAAAGCUGUAACUGUGGAAUAUUAGAACCAUACUGCAAGAACAUCUUCCUUCACACUGGCUACACUUAAACCAGUAAAGCUACUGCUCUAUCUUACAGACUGAACCCUCGGUGACAACUGAAUUGUACAGACUGAAAUAAAAAUGAAGUAUUGUGAUAUACUGGAGAUCUGAUAUGCAAAGUAUCUUCUGGAGAAAUUUAGCAGAUCUAAAAGCAUCUCCAGAGAGAAAAGUUCCACAGAAAUGUCUUACUGGAUAUGAAACGUUAACUCUGUUUCUCUGUCCACAGAUGCUGCCAGAUCUGCUGUUAUUUUCUAUGAAUAAAUUGAACCCUAGGGUCACCUGACUUAUACAGACUGAACCCUAGGGGAAAACCGUGACUUACUUGCUUUUAAUGAUAGCCCCCAAGAGAAGUAAAAUUAUCCCAUUUACAUUGUUGAUGCAUUGACAUUUCUGUGUGCCUCAAUAUCAUCAAAUAUAUCUUAAAUAAUCACUAGUUUGAGAUCUUAGACACAGAUUAUGCUUUGUGGGUGCAAUCAAUAUUUAGACAUAAAGUAAUGUUCAAAAUUGCAUCAGUUCAUGGAAGUUUUUGCUCUUUAAUUUUUUCCCUCAAUAUCAUAUACAUGUUAUCUUCCAUGAACUGGUACAAUAGGGCUGUUUUAGACAUUUUCUUUACAUUUGAAUUAAAAAUAUUCCUUAAAAUACCUGAGGUGGUAACUGGUGCAGUUUUAUUGAGCUGCAAUUGGGUUUGUCACAAAAAAUUAAUUAAUGUUUGAUCUAGCACUUUAAGUAAAAGUGACUACACUACAUCAGUUGUGAUUUACUGGUGUACAGUAUCAGUUUUAUUCUGAGUUUUAAAAUGUGUCUGAUGGCAUAUUAUGCCUUUAAUAUAAAAACAAGAGAGUUUAUUAAAGACCUUUUUAGACGGUGUGAAAAUGAGUGCAAUUGGGGAAACUCACCAUGGUAAUAUUCAAUCUGGGCAGUGAGCAGGCACAGUGAUUAACUAUCUCAAAAUAUCAUAAAAAUGUGAUCUGAACUUGAAAUUCUGCAAAUUUUUAUGUUGGAAUUUGGGAAAAUUCUGUGGGGAAAAAUCAGUACAACUGAGCAUCAGAACAAAGCACUUAAAUGUUUGGGAUUUUUAAAUCGACUGACCAUUUAAAAAGGUCAUUUAUUUUGUUCAACAAAACCUGAUAUGAUAUGGAAGUGCCAGUGUUGGACUGAGGUGAGGGUGGUAUCAUCAAAUUCUGAUGUUAUUGCAUUAAUAGUUACAGAAUAAUAUGUCGCUUUAGUUUUGUCCAAAUUAUGGUGCUGCCAAGUAUCACUACAAAUUUAUUUGCACAUGAUCACAACGAAGUGCCCUUAAUAUAGAUGUAGAAAACUUAUAUAGAUCUAGGAAACUAGAAAACUUUCUAUAUAGUAAUAUAGAAGACAGCACCAUAGCAUCUAAAGCUUUAAUUUUGAAUAAUUUCAAUAUUUUGUAUCUCUGUAAACUUGAAUGCCUGUUCUCUGGAACUGACGUAUGUCUUGACUGUAGGCACAUGUAUCAAGAUUGUGUUUUGUAAUAUACCUAUAAUGUCAUACAAAUACUGGUUAAUCCAGUAAUUACAUGUGUCUAAAAGUGGUUUAUAUUAUUAUGUUCAUGGGUUCUGUUAAGAACACUUGCUUCAUUUGUGUAAGAAAAUUUUAGUUGCAUUAGUUCCUUACUGGCAAUAUAUCUAUAUAUCAGCCUUAGUCCUGACUAUUUUAUUGUUUGUCUGAUAUCCAUUGAAAAGUGAUCUCACAACGCUUUCACUUGAUCGCUGCAGAAUAUUAGUAAUUGACAAAGUGAACCUUGGAGUUGGUCUGAUGGGAAAUUAGGGCAACAUUGGCAUUUAAAACUGAUGGAGUAGGUUUAAAACAAAAGAACAGUUGAUCCAUCAAGAUUGCCCCGCCCCCCCGUAAUGAUGGCUAAAGUAUUGCAACAGAUAUUUCCACCCUGCAGUCAGCUGAUUUCCCGGGAGACAAUAAAGAGAAACAUUUGGACAAUAGGGAAUAACAUUCUCUGAAAAAACUGCUUUCCAAUUCCAUCAGGUGAUUAAGUCUAGUCCAGGAGAAAUUACAGGUACCAGUGUUUUUGAUGAAGACACAAAAUGUAUACCUUGGUUGUGAGGAACUGGUCUACUCCACCUCAACAGGCACCACUGUGUCUCUGAGAUCAUGUCGAAGAUCUGCUUAAUAUUCCGGACUGUUUCUGCUCUGAGAUGGCUUAAAUUUCCAUUUAUGUUUGUUUUCACAACUCGGUUUUAUGAAUUUAUUCAUCAUGAAUGUAAAAAUUAGUAGUUGUGGUUUAAGCAUGCAUCG
Hemiscyllium ocellatum (epaulette shark) is the source of this 5214-nucleotide messenger RNA. Its product is annotated as mitochondrial 10-formyltetrahydrofolate dehydrogenase-like. The coding region runs from base 130 to 2901 and encodes 923 amino acids. The transcript has 23 exons. Gene Ontology annotation, cellular component: cytoplasm. Gene Ontology annotation, molecular function: aldehyde dehydrogenase (NAD+) activity; formyltetrahydrofolate dehydrogenase activity. Gene Ontology annotation, biological process: biosynthetic process; one-carbon metabolic process; 10-formyltetrahydrofolate catabolic process. The record is from RefSeq and is a predicted model, not a curated record. NCBI's taxonomy places the organism in Eukaryota, Metazoa, Chordata, Chondrichthyes, Orectolobiformes, Hemiscylliidae.